Messenger RNA from Symbiodinium sp. CCMP2456, 2307 nucleotides. The record is from the annotation of a GenBank genome assembly. NCBI's taxonomy places the organism in Eukaryota, Dinophyceae, Suessiales, Symbiodiniaceae.
AUGCUGCCGAUGCAGCCAAUGUUUCUCCGAGCUGGGCGCGAGGCAAGCUUCGCGCCGGCCAGCCGCACAGGGCCCGGCGUGGAGUGUGUGCACGACAAGCCACGCGUCUCAUACUUCGCACAGGGCCUCGUCGAAACUUCCAACCAAUGGGAGUGGAAGCAAAGAUGCCAAAUCAUCGAGUUCGCAGCCAUUGACAUAAUCACCGGCGAAAGCUUCAGUGUGCGAUGCCGACCUCAGUUCAGCUGGCAGGACGUCAGGUCCCAUGCAGCACGCCGCUUUGCAGAGGAGCACGGUCAUCACGAAAUCAUCGAGGAUAUGGGCUUGCCACGCUUCGAGGAAAUCUGGCACUCCGAGCUGAUCCCAUUCCUGCAGCGUGUCGCUGGGGGAACAGGGAACGUUGUGCUCCUCGCUCACAACGGGGCAGCCUUCGACGAGUUUGUGUUGAAGAAAGAGAUCGCCCGUCUUCAGCUGGACAUGUCUUGCUGCCCAACGUUGAUGUAUGUGGACCCGGUGUCCGCGGUUAAGGCACUAGACGACUGCCAUUUGCUCCUCGAUGUGCUUCGCCAUGCUCCAUAUGUGGCAGAUGCUUUGGCUGCCCAAAUCUGCAACAUGAUUGGCCUCCAUGUGCCGGACCGUGCCAGCAUGCUGCGCAAUCGAUUGCAGAACCCGUUGAACAUUCGGGACCCCCUUUCGGCUCCACGCAUAUUCGAGUACUGCGGGAAGUGGUACUUGUUGAAGACCAUGCCGUGCUGCACUGGCUGGGUCGGUUGUGCCUCACCGCCUCCCACACCCCCACCAGAUGAGACCAUGAUUCCACCACCACCGCCUCCCACACCCGCACCAGAUGAGACCAUGCGGGUCCCAGUCCCCGAGCCCACCGUCUUCGCCGCCGACCUUUGCUCCGGCCACGAUAGUUUGAAGAAAGAGAUUUCGAAGGAGAAGCGCACGAAGAAACAUCGAGCGGAUUGGUGGGAUGGCUAUUGGGGCGACCAUGGACAUGACUGGUGGGCCUGGUCCAGCUGCGGAGGUGCCAAAGGCAAAGGUGGGAAGAGCAAGGCCAAAGGCGGAAAAACGGCCUCUCCGGUGGCUGCAGCCACCCACCUCGCCCGGCGACUUCCCGAAAGCACCCAAAAGUCUGCGGAAGACACCGUGGUGGAAGCUGGACGAUUCGUGCUGGAUGGUUCCCUCCUGUCUUUCCUGUGGGUACCCAUUGGAAGCCUGGAUAGAUGUGGAUGGGCGCCCCUGGAAUUUACUCUGGUCAAGCGUCCGGAGGAGCAGGCGCGCUGGCUCUCCGAUAUGCGUGAAGGGCACGUCAGAUUGCUGAAGGACGCGCCGCUGCACAUCCGCGCUGAUCCCGAGGUGAUCUUCGCGGCGGUUGCUGCUUGCGGACAAAGCUUGGAGCAUGCCGCCGAGGCCCUUCGCGCAGAUAGAGCGAUUGCACUAGCUGCUGUUCAAUCCGACUGGCGGGCUCUGCAGUUUGUGGACGAGGCGCUGCGUGAUGACAGGCAGCUCGUGCUGACGGCCGUGAAGCAGGACUGGUGCGCUCUUCAGUUCGCGAGUGAUUCACUCCGGAGCGACCGAGAGAUCGCCUUAGCUGCCAUCUCCCAGGGUUGGGGCGCCAUUCUGUUCGUGGAUCCGUCGCUCCGUGCGGAUCCCGCCUUCUUGUUGUCGGCGCUGAAGACGGGCCAGUGCCGUUUGGAGAUAGCUGCCUGCAACCUGCGGGACAACAAGGAGGUCGUGAUGGCGGCUGUUGAGAAUCACGGCUUGUCCUUGGCCGAUGCCUCUCCGGCGCUGCAGGCCGACAAGGAGGUGGUCCUCACUGCUGUUGGGCAGGAUUGGCGAGCCUUGCGUCAUGCCUGUCGAGCAUUGCGCGGGGACCGCGAGGUCGCACGCAGGGCGGUGGGCCAGGACCCACGUGCCCUGCUCCUCACAACUGCGCAGUUGCAGGGAGACCUCAACUUCACGAUGGCGGCCGUGGCGCAGCAUGGUCGAGCCUUGGAGCAUGCCUCCAAAGCACUUCGGGGCAACCGCCAGGUGGCGAUCGCGGCUGUGAGGCAAGACGGCGAAGCCUUGGAGUUCGCUUCUGAGGAGCUUCGCGGAGACGAGGAAGUGGCCUUGGCCGCUUUGGAGCAGAACUGGAGGGCACAUCGCUAUGUUGCGCCCGGGCUUUGGCUGAAGAGCGACUUUUGCCACCGGGCUGUGCAGAGGAGCUGGCGCAUCUUAAGCAUCCUGCCACCAGAGCAGACGCUUCGCCCUCGGAGUUUGAAAGGAUUUCGACUUCGUCGUGAUGAAGGUCCGGUAUUCUAG